Molecule: messenger RNA, 3883 nt
Organism: Hemiscyllium ocellatum (epaulette shark)
Lineage: Eukaryota; Metazoa; Chordata; Chondrichthyes; Orectolobiformes; Hemiscylliidae
Product: sodium- and chloride-dependent neutral and basic amino acid transporter B(0+)-like
Exons: 15
Coding region: 239-2167 (642 amino acids)
Biological process (GO): sodium ion transmembrane transport
Cellular component (GO): membrane
Molecular function (GO): L-proline transmembrane transporter activity
Source: RefSeq, a predicted model, not a curated record
UUGAACUGAGAUAUUCAGUAUGAAAAUUAAAGAUUAACAUCAGACAUAAUCUUGGACUACCACCUUAAACAGCGCAAGAGAUUGGUUACUCAUGUGGAAGCGUCAAUUAUCUGUGAAUCAGUCUUCCAAGCAUCUCAGAGCAGAUAAGUGUUUGCAAAGACUUCGGGGGAAAGCAGCGUACUGAAUAGUUACAUCCAACUCUGAAGCCAGUACAGGAAUCAUUCACCAUUGUCCAAAUAUGGACCAGAAGGAAUUGGUUUUAAGUGGGUGCUCGCAGAGUGACCAUCAUACCCAUCCUCCAGAGGGCACAAUAGAUCCUAUCAGCGGUGAAGCUGACGAGAAUGUGGAACGGGGUAACUGGUCCUCAAAGACUGACUACUUGCUCUCAAUGAUUGGCUGUGCUGUGGGUCUGGGCAACAUCUGGAGGUUCCCUUACCUGGCUUACAGAAAUGGAGGAGGCACAUUCCUAAUUCCCUAUGCCAUCACAUUGGUACUUGUUGGGAUGCCAAUGUUUUUCUUGGAUUCUUCGCUUGGGCAGUUUGCCAGCCUCGGACCUGUUCCAGUGUGGAAAGCUGUGCCAAUAUUACAAGGUGUUGGUAUAACCAUGGUCCUUUUUGGUGCAAUCUGUGAGGUUUACUACUCCUGCAUCCUCGCCUACAGUCUGUACUACCUGUUUGCUUCCUUCCAAUCACCCCUGCCAUGGGCAGACUGCUUCAGUUGGUGGGGAGCAGAUGAAACAUGCAGCAGGACUCCCAAAGAUCCACUCUGCAAUUUCACUCUGGAUGGUGGAUCUUUUGAAAUCGUUAAUACAACAUGGCUGCAGGCAAACAAUGAAACUUGUCCAAAUGGAUCAGAAAUCUCCAUUCCUCACCAGGGUCCGAGUGAGCAAUACUGGGAUAAAGUGGUUUUACGCCGUUCCAGUUCAAUGGAUGAGACUGGGGAGAUAGUCUGGUAUUUAGCCCUCUGUCUGCUUCUGGCCUGGCUGAUAGUUGGGGCAGCAUUAUCGAAAGGAAUCAAAUCUUCAGGAAAGGUGGUUUAUUUCACUGCGACAUUCCCUUAUGUGGUUCUGACCAUUCUCCUAAUUCGAGGGAUUACCCUGGAGGGAGCUUCUAAAGGAAUUGAAUUCUACAUCGGAAGCCAAUCAAACUUCUCCAGGCUGGCUGAUGCUGAGAUCUGGAAAGAUGCCGCAACACAGAUUUUCUAUUCUCUUGCAUUGGGUUCUGGCAGUUUAAUAACUCUGUCAUCCUACAACAAGUUCCACAACAACUGUUACCGAGACUCCAUCAUUGUCUGCAUUGUAAAUUGUGCUACGAGUGUGUUUGCUGGAUUUGUCAUCUUCUCCAUCCUUGGACACAUGGCUCAUGUACAAGACAAGCCUGUUUCAGAGGUUGCACAGUCAGAUUUUGGUUUGGUCUUCAUUGCCUACCCAGAGGCCCUUGCACAGUUGCCAUGGGCGCCGUUAUGGUCCGUUUUAUUUUUCCUCAUGCUGUUCACUCUGGGACUCGACACUCAAUUUGCGACUGUGGAAACAAAUAUAACCAUUCUACUGGAUCAGUUCCCUAAAUUUCUACGAUCAAAGCGUCUUUACCUGACCAUUGGUGUUUGUUUGUUAUUUUAUUUCCUUGGCCUUGUAUACGUGACACAGGCUGGAAUUUUCUGGAUUAAUUUUAUUGAUUAUUUCUGUGCUGGAUGGAUUCUGAUUACAACUGGUCUGCUGGAACUCAUUGGCCUGAGUUGGAUCUAUGGGUUAAACAGAUUCAUCAAGGACAUUGAGAUGAUGAUUGGGGAAAGGACUUGGCUCUUCUGGCUGUGGUGGAGAGUCUGUUGGCUUUUGAUCACCCCGUGUGUGUUGACAAUAAUUCUAAUCUGGUCCUUAGCAGUGAUUGCCCCUCCAACGUAUGGAUCUAUUGAAUACCCUGUCUGGGCAAUAGCACUGGGCUGGUGUCUGAUCAUCUUCUGUAUGAUGUGGAUCCCGAUCGUGACUGUGGUGAGAGUUGUCCAAGCUGAGGGCUCCACCUUGUGGCAGAAAUUAUCUUCUGCUUGUGCAUCAUCUCCUGACUGGGGUCCAUACUUGGAAAAGCACAGAGGAGAAAGAUACAGCAGAAGGCCUGACUAUACAGGAAUCCCAAACCAGCAAUUUCUUACUUUGCCCGAGAUGAAAUUUUAAACGAUAAUCUCCUAAAUGAAAAGCAAUGAGCGUGCGAGAGGGAAGCAGCACCAGUAAUAUCAUCAACAUACCGGAGAAAGAGUUGUGGAUGGGGGUCAGAGAAGGACUGGAAGAAGGAAUGUUCCGUUUACCCCAGAAAGAGAUAGGCAUAAUCGGGCAGGGCCUGAUGGCCAGUUCUUAGAUAUCUCCUCAUAUCUCCUCCUGGUCCACGACCCCACCAUGGAACAUCAGGCAACCAUGUCCACAAUAGUCACUGACCUCGUUUCAUCUGGUGACUCACCACUAAUUUUAAAUAAUAAUCUGCAUUCCUUGUUUUGCCCUCAACUGCACGUUUAUCUACAUUAUAUUAUAUCUGCCAUGCACUUGCUCACUCAACUAAAAUAAACUCAUGAUGAGAACUUGUGGACAUCACAGGCUCAAGCAGCUGAGUGAUUAUUGACCAUUUGGAUGUUCACAGUGGGGUGCAGAGCUGGGAAUUGUAUCUGAAACAAGGCUUUAUAGGGGAUUAAGUGCACAUCAAGGAGAGGAAGAGAAGUAUGACUUCAGAUAAUCAGCUAGAAAUUGUACAUUGGUGUUCCAGAAUGUACUGAAUGCUUGGCAAAGCAUUUUGUAAUAAUUGUGAUUAGAUUAGAUUACUUACAGUGUGGAAACAGGCCCUUUGGCCCAACAAGUCCACACCGAUCCGCAACCCACCCAUUCCCCUCUUUACCUAACAUUACGGGCAAUUUAACAUGGCCAAUUCACCUGAUCUGCACAUCUUUGGAGAGUGGGAGGAAACCGGAGCACCCGGAGGAAACCCAUGCAGACACUGGGAGAAUGUGCAAACUCCACACAGUCAGUCGCCUGAGUCAGGAAUUGAACCCAGGUCUCUGGCGCUGUGAGGCAGCAGUGCUAACCACUGUGCCACCGUGCCGCCCAAUUGACUAAUUAAUUGAUUUUAUAACUUUCUGAAUCCAUGGUCAUUACCAUCGUGAUGGACAAUGGCAACAGAAAAAUGGGAACACUACUGCCUACAAGUUCCUCGCUAAGCCAUUUACCAUCCUCUCUUGGAAAUAUAUUGCUGUCCCCCUCACUGUUGUUUGGUUAAAAUCACUCACAACACCAUGGAUGCAACACGAUAGACUGCAGAGGUUUAAAAAGGUAGCUGACAGCCAAUUUAUCAAGACAAGGUAGCAAGAGGCGAUGUAUGCAGGCUCCGAUACCGAUGUUAACAAGUUGGGUGAAUAAUAAUGAAUUCUAUGCAAUGUAUAGUGAGCCUGAACUAUCAAGUCUCCAAUAUCAAGUUCUCAAAUUCAGAUUGGCCUUUGCAAUACCUGUCAGGUAACUGAUGCAGACAGUCUCAGUGUCCUGUUUGCUUCAAGCAACUGUUGAUAACCUUGUGGUGCAAAGUACUUGCAUUCUGAUAUUGAGUGCUCUAAGAUGAGUGCAAAUCAUCUGGAAGUAGGUUCAUGAAUGCAGAGAUACUCAGUGAACUUAGACAUCAGCUAAAUCCACACAAGUAGAACUACACACCUUUUAAACAGAUUAAGGGACAGCUUUUGAUUUAGGAGGGAUCAUCAUCUGGUGAAGAACUGAGUAACUUUUAUCCAUGUUCCUAGAAUGUUGCAAAAUUCAACGUGAGUAGAAGAAUCAUUCAUCACUGUCAAAAGAUGGACCAGACGGUUUAUCGGAAUUCUUACAGAAUGACCAGCACUGUCCAGUGGAAAAAGUGAAUAU